AUGGCAGAUGAAAACAAAGAUGAGCAUGUGCCGUUCCAUCGUAAAAGAUUUGUUUGUAUUGAAUAUCCAGGCUUUGUGAAAAAUGUUGACAAAAUGCUGUCAACUCUUGGUGGUGAAGACAUAAUAUCAAAGAUUCAUUGCGAUCCAAGCAGGCGAUUAGAAUUACGCUUUCGUCCAGAUGAUCCGUACUGUCACCCUGCAUGUGGAAACAGAUAUGCAACGACCAGCGUACUCCUGAAAGUCACAAAAAGAACACGAAAACCGAAAGCUGGGCAGACGGAUAGCGCAGUAGAGACUCAAUAUAAAAGUGAGAUUUUAGGAAGUGUGGACACGACGUACCGAUUUCAAGGACUUGCCGAUUACCAGUAUCUUCCUGUUGCUCGGCAACAAGAUGGCAAAAUGGAGUCACUUCAUCAGAAGCUUUUUAUCACCAAAGUAGAAGAAUCUUGUGAAUAUCUGAACAGAAAUAUAUCACUAUUCAUUCCACCGCCAAGUUUUUCGAGAAUCGACAUUCCAAUAGACUAUUACUACAGACCAGAUCAGCACAGAGACAUUAAUAGGUCGUCACAUCUAAUUGGUAUUGCUAGAGCCAGGCGUCCUCAUAAUGCUAGGUUCUUGAAUUUUGACGAUAAAGAUGUUCCUGACACGCCAUUAGAUGCUGCGUUGGUUUCACUCAAGAAAAUGCCAGAACCCACAGGAGAAGACGAAAUCAGAGAGUUGUUCAAAAAGCGACCAGUGUGGUCUAAAAAUGCCCUGAAGAGUCAUAUUGACAUCCAUAUUGAAAAACUCAAAGUACUUCUACCUGUUGUAGCUUAUUAUUUUGUGACUGGACCAUGGAGGUCAUUGUGGGUCAGAUUGGGAUACGAUCCAAGGAAAGACCCGGCUGCCAUUUCAUAUCAAGUAUUGGACUUCAGAUUAAGGCAAAGUGCUGCUGCUGCUGAUUUACCCGUCAAAGCCAAACGUAGCACAUUCAACUAUGCCUUGCCGCUGAGUAUUCACCGACCAGGACCACAAGUUGUACACAUCAAAGACUGCACUGAUGAAACUGGUGAACACGCUGACGGUUCUGGGGAUGCUACGACAAAAAGAAACAAACGUGGGGAAUCACAGUAUAUUUUCAAGGAAGGCUCUUUGCCACCACAUCGACAGAUGUUUUACCAGUUUGCUGAUCUUGAGAAUGACCAACUGCAGAGUAUUAUCUCGGCCAAUUCACAGGAUGAAUGUUGUGAUGAAAAAGAGGGGUGGUGCCGAUCAGAAACCCUCAGUAAACUAAGAGAUGUCAUGUCUGAUAUGGUGCGAAAAACCGCAAAAAACAAGGAAACAAAUGUGCAAGAAAAAGAUGUACAGAGUGCUCAAGCUGACGAGGGUGAUAAUGAUAACAGUGAUGAUGACGAUGAAGAUGAUGAAGUGGCAGAUGAUACAGUAGUUGGUGAUGAUGAUGAUGAUGAUGAUGACAGUAGUGAAAACGAAAUGACUACUGAGAUAUUAGAUUAUUUGUGA
Saccoglossus kowalevskii is the source of this 1500-nucleotide messenger RNA. RefSeq names its product general transcription factor 3C polypeptide 5-like. Gene Ontology annotation, molecular function: RNA polymerase III type 1 promoter sequence-specific DNA binding; RNA polymerase III type 2 promoter sequence-specific DNA binding. Gene Ontology annotation, biological process: transcription initiation at RNA polymerase III promoter. Gene Ontology annotation, cellular component: transcription factor TFIIIC complex. The record is from RefSeq and is a predicted model, not a curated record. Lineage: Eukaryota; Metazoa; Hemichordata; Enteropneusta; Harrimaniidae.